Gopherus flavomarginatus (Mexican gopher tortoise) is the source of this 4656-nucleotide messenger RNA. RefSeq names its product HMG-box containing 3 (gene HMGXB3). The transcript is spliced from 20 exons. The coding region runs from base 158 to 4126 and encodes 1322 amino acids. NCBI's taxonomy places the organism in Eukaryota, Metazoa, Chordata, Testudines, Testudinidae. The record is from RefSeq and is a predicted model, not a curated record.
GGGCCGGGCCGUCUCCCCGGCAUGCUGAGGCGGCCGCCCCCGUCGCCGAGCGCAGCCUCCUGGGCCCGCGGCCGCCUAUGUCGCUCCACGCUGCUGCGCCGGACUCUGUGCCCCGGCUGGGAUGUGACCGGCCCACGCUCGCCCGGUGCUGCCAACAAUGGAGGCUCAGUAUGAUGGCACUGAAGUAACUGUAGUGAUGGAGGAAAUAGAGGGCACCUACACCUAUGCAUCUCCAGUACCAUCUAAGAAGAAGAAAAAAUACAAAAGUCCUGGAGAUCAAGGGGAAAAGGCCAAAAAACCCAGAUCUGCUUACCUCCUGUACUAUUAUGAUAUAUACUUGAAAGUACAGCAGGAGCUCCCUCACCUCCCCCAAUCUGAAAUUAACAAGAAAAUCAGUGAGAGUUGGAGGUUGCUCAGUGUGGCUGAAAAAAGCUACUAUUUGGAAAAGGCCAAACUGGAGAAAGAAGGAUUGGAUCCGAACUCCAAGCUGUCCACUCUGACUGCUGUAGUUCCAGACAUUCCAGGUUUCCGUAAAAUCCUCCCUCGUUCGGAUUACAUAAUUAUCCCCAAAACCACUCUUCAGGAGGACAGGAGCAAGCAGCACCUAGAACUCUGCGUGGCACAGGGCCAAACAGCAUCUGAUGGAGUAACAGCUUCCACCAACAUCACGAGUGUUGCCCACGAUGCCAUGCAAAACAUCCUUUCUAUGGACUCGAGCCAUGUUGGCAUUUCUGAACAGUGCAUUGCCAUUGAAGGACUGGCGGAAGAGACUGCCUCAUUUGGUCAGUCAGACACUAUAGAAGAAGUAGUUGCUUCAGAAAUUCUCUCUCAUUAUGUCAGACCCAUAGCAGAUAAAAUGACUGGAGAUAUCCUCCUGGAUGAGGCUUCUUUGGAAAUAGGAGAGGGACAUCCAUAUCAGACAACUAGUGUGGUUAUUGAAGAGACUCUGGUUAGCAGCUGCAGAGACAUCUCCAAUGGGAGCAUUGCUGUGGCACAACCCCAGGUUUCUGAUGGUUUGUCUGUGGUAACAGUGGUGACCGGGAGGGACACAGAUGAGAGCAGCUCCUCCAUACCCACCACACAGUUUAUUAUGCUACCUCUCCCAGCUCACUCUGUUGUGGAGAACCCAACAUCAAUCAAACUGACAACCACUUACACCCGCAGGGGCCAUGGAAACUGCACCAAUCCUGGUUGUUCUUUUACUUAUGUCACCAGACACAAACCACCAAAGUGCCCAAAGUGCGGGAACUUCCUGGGAGGGAAAUGGAUCCCAAAGGAAAAGCAACCAAAAUGCAAAGCUGAGCAGAGUUCAGGUAUCCCCCUCAAAGCGCCAGGGGCUAAAAGAAGCCAGCAGCUCGUAGCCACAGAGAAGGCAGCUGCUCAGGAGGAUGCCACCAAGUCUACUCUGGAAAGUUCUGAAGCAGUCAGCCAGCUACUGAAUGCAGUGCCUAUUCAGGAGCAGAUACAGGACACUGAAUGGGAAGAAGUGAUCAUCUCUGAGGCUCACAUCCUUGCAAACAAUGUGCAAGACCAGGACAGAGGGAAUGCAGCAGCAGUAAUGCUGGCUAAAGAUAGCGAUGUGCAGGGCAACUCCUUAGAGCAGCCCGAGAAAGACAACAUAGGGAUAGGGUCACAGCCAUCUGCUGAGAUGACAAGUCCACUUGCCAGUCCUACUGCCACUGUAAAAAAGCCAAUGGGAAUUGAUGCUCUUGCUGCUGCACCCAAAGGACAAGAACUGAAGAGCAAACCAAAACCCAAGCCCUCUUUACUGGCUGCUGCGAGACCCAUGAGAGCAAUCCUACCUGCCCCUGCUAGCUUGGGGAGGGAAGCCCGCACAGAGCAGCUCAGCAGCCGACAGGGCUUUCCAAGUAACGAUAAGCAUUCCCCUGUGAGAGCCUCGGGCCUGAAGCCCAGUACGCUGAAGCAGUUGGGUCAGUCUGUCCUACAGACAUCUAGCAUUAGUGAGCGAAAGCUCCACAGCAGCCCAACUGGCAGGGCAUCUCAGAUGAAGGUAGUGGAGGUCAAACCAGAUGUAUUUCCCUCCUAUAAGUACAGCUGCACCGUAACUUUGGAUUUGGGAUUGGCAACAUCACGUGGCAGAGGGAAGUGUAAGAACCCCUCCUGUAGCUAUGUAUACACAAAUAGACACAAGCCGCGGAUCUGUCCCAGCUGUGGCUACAACCUCGCCAAAGAUAGAGCUGAGAAAACUGUGAAAUCCCUGGAGGUCAGCUCUGGUCUUCCUGAUGUGUUGAACACCAGUGAACCCCUAACACAGUCUCAGAAAGAAAUCCAGCGCCAAUCAACACUGCAGCUGCUGCGCAAGGUAAUGCAAAUCCCAGAGAAUGAGUCGGAACUGGCAGAGGUCUUCACACUCAUCCACGAACUCAACAGCUCACGGCUCAUCCUGUCCAACGUGAGUGAGGAGACGGUCACCAUCGAGCAGACCUCCUGGUCAAACUAUUAUGAGUCUCCAUCUACGCAGUGCCUCCUCUGUAACAGCCCUUUGUUCAAAGGGGGACAGAAUUCUCUCGCUGGUCCGCAGGAGUGCUGGUUGCUGACUGCUAACCGUUUACAGGUGGUUACUGCCCAGGUCAAAGUGUGUUUGAAUCUGCAGUGCCUGGCCCUGCAUAGCUUCACAGAUAUAUACACAGGCCUGUUCAACGUGGGUAACAAGUUGUUAGUGAGCCUGGACCUUCUGUUCACUGUCCGAAACCAUAUUAAACUUGGAGAGGAUCCCAAAGUGGCAGUUGGCAGCAUCCUGGAAUCUGUGCAGGAACAGACUGAGAAAACCCUGAGCCCCGAGGAGCUGAGUCAGCUCCAGGAGCUGCUGUGCAGUGGCUAUUGGGCCUUUGAGUGCCUCACUGUUCGGGACUACAAUGAUAUGAUCUGUGGAGUCUGUGGCAUUGCACCCAAGAUUGAGAUAGCCCAGAGGAAUGCAGAAAAUGUCCUGGCACUAAAGAACAUUGAGUUUACCUGGCCGGAGUUCUUGUCAUCCAGCGAGGUAAAUGUGGAAGAUUUCUGGUCCACGAUGGAGACAGAAGUGAUAGAGCAGGUGGCGUUCCCAUCUAGCAUCCCGAUCACCAAGUUUGAUGCCUCUAUUGUUGCCCCCUUUUUCCCACCACUGAUGAGAGGAGCUGUGGUUGUCAACACUGAGAAGGACAAGAACCUAGAUGCACAUCCAGUGCCAGGUAGUGGGAGUGCUUUGGUGAGGCUGCUUCAGGAAGAAUCCUGCAAACUGGAGCAGAUCAACUCUUAUAGUGAGGAAGAGCUGCAGUAUUUCUUGACACAGUGCAGCAUCCCCUGGGGGGCAGCAGACACGAAGGACCAGCUCUGUUACUCUCUCCUGGCUCUCUAUGACUUUGUACAGAAUGGGGCAGAUGGCAAACAACCCCCAGUCCACCACACAGGAGGCAAAAUCUACAAAGUGUGUCCACAUGAGGUGGUGUGUGGCUCAAAGUACAUUGUGAGAGGGGAAAGUGCUCGGGACCACGUGGACCUGCUAGUCUCCUCACGCCACUGGCCACCAGUCUAUGUGGUGGAUAUGGCUUCUUCGGUGGCAUUGUGUGCAGAUAUCUGCUGCCCUGACCUGACUGUUCAGAUGUGGGGGAAAAAACAGGGAUGCUUCUCUGAUCCCAUGGAGCCCCCAACGUGUGUGUCCUGCCCGGAGCUGUUAGACCAACACUACAGUGUAGAUAUGACUGUAGCUGAACACUCUGUCCAGCACCCAGUCACCAAAUCCACAGCCCGCCGAAUUGUUCACACAGGGGCAGAGCGGAACAGCCAGAGUGAUGCAACUGCUCGGCACCAUUCCAUCCUACUGUGCCAAGAGCUAGAGCCUUACAGUGCCAUCAUCACUGCCAUCAAUGACAGCAAAACCAGCAACGUCCGCCAAAGGCCCAUCAUCUUCAACAAUGCCACCCACUAUUACCUCUACAACCGCCUGAUGGAUUUCUUCACCAGCAGGGAGAUCGUGAACCGGCAGAUCCAUGAAAUCGUGCAGAGCUGUCAGCCCGGUGAAGUGGUGAUCCGGGACACGCUGUACCGACUGGGAGUGGCACAGAUCAAGACAGAAACAGAGGAGGAGGAAGAGGAGAACCAGGAAGAUGAUGGAGAGGUUGCUGAAUAAACUGCUCUCAACUGGUGGUUAGUCCCUUUCUAACCAUGCAGAUGAGCGUGCUCGGCUGCCUCAAGGUCUUGGCAGACUGGCCAGGCUUAACUGUGGGAGGUAGUUAGUUUUUGUUUUUUUAAAACAAAGAAGCUAAGAUACUGCUGACUUUGACUGCUUACACUGACCAAAGAGCCAUGUGCUUCCAGAGGAUCGUGAUUGCUGCUGUGAGCAUAAGUUCCGUUAACAUCCUUGCUUACAGGAUGGGAUUCCCUUCCAAGGUGCUUCUUGGACCCAUUGAUUUGUCGUGCAAUGUUCUGUUCUCACACAGCAGCUGGGUGGGUGAAGGUGGGGGGGGAUCAGUUUCCAGUCCCUGGGAAUGUCUGAGAUGGAAAAGCACAGGGUUGUGUUUUUUUGUUUUUGGUAUUUUUUCUUCCAUGGAUCUUGUUUGCUGACCUUGUUAAUGUCAUCAGUACAGGGAUAGGUGAGGAGGAGCAGGAAGGAAGAAAGGUGGAUGAAAAUGUCCAAGUCUCUUUCUUCCCGCCCCUCCC